Messenger RNA from Selaginella moellendorffii, 1008 nucleotides. Its product is annotated as cytochrome P450 734A1. Lineage: Eukaryota; Viridiplantae; Streptophyta; Lycopodiopsida; Selaginellales; Selaginellaceae. The coding region runs from base 1 to 1008 and encodes 335 amino acids. The transcript is spliced from 3 exons. Gene Ontology annotation, molecular function: heme binding; oxidoreductase activity, acting on paired donors, with incorporation or reduction of molecular oxygen; iron ion binding. The record is from RefSeq and is a predicted model, not a curated record.
AUGGUUGGAGCUGUGAACAAUGCAACAAGCCAAGUCAUGGCAAAAUGGGAAGCCUUUGUGAAGGACAGUGGAGACGUGGAGAGGGAGCUGGAUGUUCAAGUUGAGUUCAUGUGCUUGAAUGUGGAUGUUGUAGCGAGGACAACACUGGGGUUGAAAAACAAUGACUUUCAGAACAUUCUCAAGUAUAACAUCACAUUGCUCAAGCUGCAAGAUGAUCAAGAGACCUGGAGCUGGUUACCAUUUGCCAGGCUAAUCCCCUUCGGUAUAAACGUUGAGCGGUGGAAAGUACGGAAACAGCUAAAUGACCUUGUUCGUAAGCAAGUGAGAGAGCAAAGAAAGAAGACGACAGAAGGCAAUAACGUUGAUUUUAUUGGGAAACUCUUGGAUAAGCCAGAUGUUAGAGAAGACGUGAUUGUUGCCGAGUUGAAAACACUCUAUGCUACAGGGUUUAUCAGCUUGGCCCCACUUCUCUCAUUCACAAUGUUGAUGCUGGCUCUCCAUCCCAGUUGGCAAGAGAAGGCAAGACAAGAAGUUGACCAAGUUCUGGAUGGAGAAGUUGUUAGUCCCAAAGAUAUUGAGAUGAUUCUGCAAGAGACAUUGAGGCUGUAUCCCACAAUGCCGCUCAUCACAAGGGUGUGCAUUAAAGACACUAUGCUGGGGGACGUGUUCAUUCCCAAAGGACUGGGGGUGAGCGUUAAUGUUGUUGCGCUGCAUCAUGACCGAGAGCUGUGGGGAGAUGAUGUAAAUGAAUUCAACCCAUCCCGCUUCAAGAAUGGUACAGCAACUGCAGCCAAGCAUCCCAUGGCGUUCAUGCCAUUUGCCUAUGGAGUUCGAACCUGCAUUGGAAGGGCGUUCUCUGAGGUGCAGUGCAAAGUAAUCAUUGCUAACAUCCUUCAGAGAUUCGAGGUUAAAUUGUCUCCAAAUUACCGGCACCACCCAGUCAUUACAGGACCCCUGAUCCCAAAGCACGGCAUGCCUGUCAUACUCAAGCCAAGGCGGAACUUCUAA